UAUUGUCAAAAGCAUCCUAAAACCAGAUGAGAUGAUAAGAGUCCGAGGAUCAUUUCUGGGACCUGUAAUGAAGCUCAGUGAGAGAGGAUUGAAGUUAUCAGCAAAGAUAGUCUACGCCAUUCUCACUAGAAGCAUCGUUUCUGUCAAGGAGAAUGAAGCCUGGUUCCAUUUCGGUGCGCAGCCAAUGAGGUUCUCUAUAAGAGAAUUUCAUAUGAUGACAGGCUUGAAAUGUAGUGGUGCAUUAGAAGGACCACGAAGGGAAACCGAGAGAUUUAAUUGGGAAUUGCUAAAGGGGCGUAGUCAUAAGUUAAGUGACGUGGUGGACCAGCUCAGAAACACAAGAGAAGAUGCUUCUGAGGAGAGAGUAUGCCUCGCAAUGCUCAUCCUGGUAGAGAGCAUAUUAUUGCGGAAGAGCAAAGGAGGGAGUUUUCCUUUGGAAUAUGCGAAAAAUGCACAGGAUAUGACAUAUCCAUGGGGAAAAGAGGCUUACAUUGUGCUCCUGAAGUCAAUUCAAAACGCUGUCGCGAAUCAUUUGGAGAAUAAAUCCAAAUUUGAGUUGCAAGGUUAUCCUCUAGUAUUCCUUCUUUGGAUACUAGAGUCGAUUCCUUUGCUAAGGAAUAAGUUCAGUAAGUGUGUACCAACAGUUGAGGUUCCUGGGCCGACUUACUUGUGUGAAAAAUACACUGAGAUAGAGAAUCCAUCACUUGAUAGGGUUUUACAGGUUGAAGCUGAUACAAAGCUGAAGGUCCAUUGCAUACUACCUUCUAUUCCUCAUGAUCCAGAAGAUGAUAUCUCCAUUGAAGACAAAUAUAGUGACGAGUUGGAAACAGUGAAAGAUGUAACAAAGAAAGGGUACAAGAUUACAGCCGAUGACUGGGAAAAUAGGUGUGUAGACACAUUUGACACAUUGGAUGCUCUUAUUCAAAUGAUGGCAAAUAAGGAGACUGGCCAAGCUUCUACUCCGAUUGAUGAGGAUUCAGUAAAUGAAAAAGUGAACAGGAUCAUCACGGUAAUGGAGGAGAAUCUGAAGAGCAUGAAGGAUCGAAUGUCAUUACUGGAAGAAGAAAACAUACAUCUUAGAGCUCGUGUGUCAGAGUUGGAAGGAAACAGCAAUGUUUUUCCCACUAACGUGACACAAAAGCGAUCCAGUGGGACACCUUUAUCUCCAAUGUCUCACACGCAACCAUCCAGUGGGACACCUUUAUCUCCAAUGUCUCACACGCAACCAUCGAGUGAGACACCUUUAUCUCCAAUGUCUCAACAGCCUAAUUUGACACAUGAGGAGACAAUGAUUGAAUCAGCUGCAUCUCCAAAGUCUCAACAAAAUGAGGAUUACACGCAAUCAUCGAGUGAGACGCCUUUAUCUCCAAUGUCUCAACAGCCUAAUUUGACAAAUGAGGACACAAUGAAUGAAUCAGAUGAUGAAACUCCUGCCCUUGAUACUCAAGUAUUCUCUCCUAAUCUGACAAAAGAGAGGGAAACACAAACCUCUACUGAUGAAACGCCACCCAAAACUAAUCAAGGAGAAGGAAAACCAGAUGAUGAGAUUGUGAUUGAGUCACCUGCUGCUCAGACUCAAGUUUUGCAAAAAGAAACACUGGAAAUGAAUGAGACACCUUCUUCUCCAAUAUCUCCAAAGAGUAUUGAGGCUCAAGUUUUUACUCCAAUUCAGAAACAGCAGACGGUAACAGAGGAAACGUAUGAGGCUACACAGCCAUUGACUGAGAUCAUUUCAGCAAACAAUAAAAAGGAGGAUACACAUGCUGUGCAUUACAGACCUUCCUCUCCAUUGUCUUCACUAAUUGCACUAGUUAUUGAAGAAAAUAAGAAUGCUUUGAGUGAGACAGAAACUGCGACCCAAUAUUUUUCUACAAGUGAAGGAGAGCAUUCACAAUCAAGCAGAAAGAAUCAAGCAGAAGAAUAUCUCAAGGAUACUACAGAACCUACUACUGAGCUAGUUUCCACAGAUGUUUCGAAGACACAGCCUCUUACUCCGCAAACACAGCACCUUCAGACAAGUGAGGGAGAUCAAUCCGAUGAGACACCAUCAGAGCAGAAUCAAGCAGAAGAAAAUCUCAAGGAUACUACAGAACCUACUACUGAGCUAGUUUCCACAUAUGUUUCGAAGAUGCCGCCUAUUACUCAGCAAACAGAGCAUCUUCAGACAAGUGCUAUAGAUUUUUCAGAAACAAACGAGGUUGAAGUAAGCAGGCUUCUAGCUCACUUUCAAAUAGGCGCAGAGGUUGAGAUUUUGUCUACUGAUGACGAAAUAUGGUAUCCAGGAAAGGUUGUUGAUCUUAAACUGUGUGAAGGACUAGAGGAGCUGACAGUUGAGUACACGACACUCUUCACAGACCAACAUAGACUUCAGAAACUUCAGGAUACUAUCACGGCUGACAAAAUACGUCCUGCAACACCAACUAGUGACCAAAAAUCCUUUGAGAUGAUGGAUAAGGUAGAAGCCUUCUACAACAAUGGCUGGAGCAGCGGACAAAUUAGCAUGGUACUUGGUGAUAACACAUACUCGGUGUGUCUCUAUACUUCUAUGGAAACUAUUCUAUUCAAACAUUCAGAUUUGCGAAUUCAUAGAGAAUGGAAAGAUGGAGUCUGGAAGAUGGCAGAUAAGGUGAAGCCUGAUAAGAAAAGGAAAGCUGCUGCCUCAUCACAAAAUUCAGGAAUGGAUAAUGUUUUCCUAAGAAGGAGCGAGAGGGUGCCUAAACGAUCUAGAGACACAAAAACUCCAUUCAAGUCUGACAGAAAUCCGGCUUUAACUGUAAUACCUGAGAUUAUACCUGCAGUUGAUCCGUUUUCAACUCCUGCGGAACAUAAGCUUUCAAGGCUUCAAAAUUGGAUGACAUUAAAGCCCGGCAUGCAUGAAACGUCCCUAUCAAUCAAUGAUAAUAAGAUAAGGAAAUCUUUCUUUCAAAGCAUGGAAAAUGCAAAAAAGGACCUUAAGAAAGAGCACAUUGAUGGAGCCUUUGCAAUGCUAAAUUGCAGAAGAAAUGAGAAUGCUGCUUGGUUCCACAACUACAAGAUUCCAAAGGCGUGCUUCCUACCUAUGGAGUUCUUGCAUUGCUUGCUCUCUGAUGAUUUGGCUUACAAGAAAGAAAAGGUCAAAGGUAAAAAGAUUUUCAACGAUUUAUUUAAAGAUACUGUGAGAGGGAAGGUAUAUCCAGAGAAGACAUGGGGAGAAGAUGUUGAUGUUGUGUAUGGGAUUACUCUUGGAAAAAAAAGCAAUGUCUGGAUUGGGAUGGAAAUUCAUUUGAAGAAGAAAAGAAUCACAGUAUAUGAUUGUUUUCAAAAGGAAAGCAACAGCAUUGAUAUUCCUCAAGUGAAAAAGUUGGCAGUGUUGAUUUCUAAUCUGCUGGUGGAAUCUUCUGGUGAUGAGGUAGAUAAGGUGAAGAUGAUUCCAUUUGAGAUUGAGCAGGCACAAGGUUUACCCAAGACAAAACAUCCUUUCAACUGUGGGAUAUUUCUUGUCAAGAUUCUGGAGUGCCAGUCAUUGAAGAUAGGAGACAUGACAAAGAUUAAUGAUGACAAUGCAUUGGAGCUAAGGAGAACCUUGUCUUGUGAGAUCUUCAACCAAUUUGUGGAUGAGAGCUUUGGGAAAUGAGAAUGAUGCAUGAAAACAUUUUUUGUUUUAGUUAAGACUCGGUUUUAGUUAUGACUGUUUAUUUUGUUAUGUUGUUGGCGUCUGGUUACAUAAGAAAGAUUGGAAGGAUAUCAAGUAUUUUAUUUGGGUAUCA
Molecule: messenger RNA, 3746 nt
Organism: Brassica napus (rape)
Lineage: Eukaryota; Viridiplantae; Streptophyta; Magnoliopsida; Brassicales; Brassicaceae
Exons: 16
Coding region: 32-3613 (1193 amino acids)
Biological process (GO): proteolysis
Molecular function (GO): cysteine-type peptidase activity
Source: RefSeq, a predicted model, not a curated record